AUGACGUGUAAACCUACAAAGUGGCAAAGCUUUACUGAUGACAUAUUGAGCGAUUUUUUUGGAUCGGAAUCAAACAAAUUUGAAAAUUACGCUACUUAUAAUUCAUUUAAAGAAAACAAAGAUGAUUUAAUUGCUAGUCGAAGUAAGAAAACGGAAGUUUCAUCAGCGACUGGAUCUGGCGGCGGAGAUGAUAAACUAGGGUAUAGUGCGGGUAGUGGCUUGAGAAGCAUUGCUCAAGGGUCAGCCGAACAGGCCCACACAGCUGUGCAAAGUCAAGAUGCCGCCGGUCAUCAGGCUGCGUACGUUGCAAAAAAUACGCUUGCACAAGCAGCUAAUGCUGCAUCCGCUACUGCCCAGGCAGCUUUGGCAGGCAAACAAAUUAUUCUUCAAGGAUUAGAGCAACAACAUCGUGAUGCGAAACUAGGUUUGCAGGGUGAAAAACAACAACUUCAACAAGCUCAAAGAGCCGCGGUUGCUGCCGAGCAAACUUCUCAACAGGCCCAACGCCACGUACAAGUUUUAACCGCGGCCCUAAAUGUUGCUCAAGCUACAGCCGAUGGCGCGGCUCAAACCGCUUCCGAAGCCGCCGGAGAAUUAGCAGCUCAAGUUGCAAUGGUUGGUGCGGCUCAACAACGAGUGGACGCUCUAGCUGAACAGUUGCACGGUGUUCGACUGGACUUUGAAGCAACGCAAGUGGCUGCUCAAAAGGCACAAUUUGCAGCAAUGCAGGCGCAAAACAAUGCCGCUAAGGCAGCUGCUGCGGCAGCCGCUUCAUCUGGAGUUAAAAAUGAGGGAGAUGGACAUCCUAGCAAAGGAGGUGUUCUUCCCGUACCGGCCGAUGUUGGACAAAGUGGACAUUCGGGGAAACUCACGACGUAUAUCAAUGCGGAUUACGAUUAUUAA
This is a messenger RNA of Photinus pyralis (common eastern firefly), 903 nucleotides long. RefSeq lists its product as uncharacterized. NCBI's taxonomy places the organism in Eukaryota, Metazoa, Arthropoda, Insecta, Coleoptera, Lampyridae. The transcript is spliced from 2 exons. The record is from RefSeq and is a predicted model, not a curated record. Bases 1 to 903 code for a protein of 300 amino acids.